AUGACCGGUGUAUUAUUUAAGUGCCUAGUCUUGGCGCUCUGUAUCAGCGCGCACAGGCUCUUGGCAGUCCCCCGGGUUGAGGAGGAUGAUGGAUCCGGUGACAGCGCUUCGACCCUGGCCUUUGUGUUCGAUGUUACCGGCUCCAUGUACGACGACCUGAAACAGGUGAUUGAGGGCGCCUCACGGAUCCUGGAGAAGACCCUCAGUCGUAGGACCAGACCCAUCAAAAACUUUGUUCUGGUGCCGUUUCAUGACCCAGAUAUUGGCCCUGUGUCCAUUACCACCGACCCCAAAAAGUUCCAGCAGGAUCUGCAAGAACUGUUUGUCCAGGGUGGGGGCGACUGCCCUGAGAUGAGUAUAGGAGCCAUAAAGAAAGCCUUGGAGGUUUCCCUGCCGGGAUCCUUCAUCUAUGUCUUUACCGAUGCCAGGGCCAAAGACUACCGCCUCAAAAGAGAUGUUCUCCAGCUGGUGCAGCUCCGUCAAUCACAGGUGGUAUUUGUGUUGACUGGGGACUGUGGGGACCGCUCUCAGCCUGGCUACAGAGCCUAUGAGGAGAUUGCUGCCACCUCCUCAGGGCAAAUCUUUCACCUGGACAAGCAGCAGGUCAAUGAGGUUUUAAAGUGGGUAGAAGAGACAGUUCAGGCCCUGAAUGUCCACCUGCUGUCGUCCAACCAUGACAGUGCACAGGAAAACCAAUGGGAAGUGCCCUUUGACCCCAGCCUCCGAGAGGUCACUGUGUCACUCAGUGGACCGGCACCACAAAUCGAGCUCAGCGAUCCCUUCGGUCGUGUAGUUGGUGUGGAGCAGGGUCUUAAAGAGCUGUUGAACAUUCCCAACUCUGCUCGUGUUGUCAACCUGAAAUUUCCCAGACCUGGAGCAUGGAAACUGAAGGUGAGCUGCAGUGGACGCCAUACUCUGAGGGUCACAGGAGUCAGCAAUCUAGACUUCCGGGCUGGCUUUUCAAGUGUCCCUGUUUUGGAGUUCAACCACACCAGGGAGAGGCCAAUAAAAGGACUUCCAACCCAUGUUUUGCUGAAAUGCACAGGCCUGAGGCCUCCAGGUCAGCUGAGUCAUGUGGAGCUGAUGUCUGGCUCAGGGCGCUCUUUGCGCACAAUUCCAGUACCUCUGCCCUCUGAUCUUGGCCAACAAGGGCUCUGGAGUCUCCCAGAGUUCCGCACUCCCUCUCAGAGCUUCUUCAUCAAGGUGACUGGCAAAGACGAGGAGGGCUACCGCUUCCAGAGGCUGUCCAGUGUCUCGUACACCAACAUCGUUCCAGAUCCCCCAGCUGUGAGCAUGCCUGAUGUGGUGAAGGGCUUCUACAUGCAGCCCACUGCAAUUGGCUGCUCAGUGGAGAGUGACAUUCCCUACAGGCUAAGAUUUACCAGAAGUGGGAUUACGCUGGGAGAGGAAAAGUUAUUUCAGCAUUCUGCCAAAGCAUCAUGGGAGAUUGCCCACACUUCAGCCGAGGAUGAAGGCCUGUAUGAAUGCAUAGCACAGAGCAGCGCGGGACAGGGUCGUGCCUUAACCCAAUUGACUAUCAGAGAGCCUCCUCCGGUUCUGAAGCCUGCAGUGAAUGUGACUUCCUCAGUGGGAGGUAUGGCUGUGCUGGCCUGUCAGGUGGAGGGUUCCAUGCGCCACAACCUUACUUGGCAUCGAGCUGGUCAUACCAUCCGGGCCCGCUCAGGGAGGGUGAAGCUGUUGUCCGACUCGUCCCUGCAGAUCAGCGGGGUACGGAGUCAGGAUGCUGGAGAGUACCACUGUGUGGCCACCAACGCCCACGGAGACAUCAGAAUCACUGUGUGGCUACUGGUCCCAGAGGCUCCGUCUGUGGUAGUUCACCCCCAGCGCCAGGCUUUCUCCCGAGGGGAUGAGAUCCGCCUCGUCUGCUCAGCGUCCGGCUCCCCCCCUCCCAAACUCUUCUGGAGCCAUGGAAACAUGUUCCUCACUAAUCGGCCGAGGUUGAGUCUACACCAACAUGGAGUUCUGAGCAUUAGAGGGGCUCUCCCAGAGGAUGCUGGGAACUACACAUGUUUGGCAAGCAAUGAGGCUGGGACUGCUUCUCAGUCUGUUUCACUCAUUUAUGCAGAGGUGCCUACAAUAACAGUGGUACAGCAGGUUGUGCUUGUAGCUGUUGGGGGUGAUGCUACUCUGGAGUGCCAAGCCAAAGGCAUUCCCUCCCCCCUUGUCCGUUGGUUCAAAGGUGAGCUUGAGGUGGGGUCUGCUCCUUUUGUUGAGCAGGAUGAACGCCGCGGGACUUUGCACAUUCGAGGGGUGCAGGAGGUGGAUGCUGGUCAGUACAGCUGUGUGGCCAGCAGCCCUGCCGGAACGUCCUCUGGCACUGUCAGCGUGGAGGUUGGAGCGGGCCCAUUGUUCUCUGAGGCACCAGUUGACGUAACAGCUAACGUAGGGGAGAACAUCACCCUCCCCUGCGUUGCCCGAGGUUAUCCACAGCCAACAGUGACCUGGCGCAAACAGGAUGGCAGGCAGAUUCUUACAAGGACAGAAAGCCACAGUCGAACAAUGCUGCUGGAGAACGGACUCCUUCUAAUCCAGAGUGUCUGGCUGGAUGAUGAAGGGCUGUACAUCUGUGAGGCCAAGAACCAGUUUGGAACCAUCAAAACCGAAGCCAGAGUUAGUGUCACUGGACUGGAGCCCCCUCUUUUGGCCAAAGGUACCCCGAUCAUCACCACCGGUAUCGGCCAGUCCCUUAGUAUUCCUUGCAUGCUGUUGGAUGGAAUACCUUUGCCGGAAAGACACUGGUCCCAUAAUGGAAAACCUGUUCAGCUAAAUGGGCGAAUGUUCCUGAGGAGUGAUGGUAGUUUGUACAUUGACAGAACCACCACAGAGGAUGCUGGGGCAUAUGUCUGCACUGCGGUGAAUAUAGCGGGCUCCACAAACAUCACAGUCAGCCUGGAGGUCCAUAUGCCCCCUGAGAUCAACGCUGGUCCUUACCACUACAUAGCCAACGAGGGCGUAGCCAUCACACUAUCAUGCGAGGCCAGCGGAGUUCCCAAGCCAACUAUUGUCUGGUCCAAGGGGAGGCAGCCUCUGCCCAAGGACCGCACCUCUCUCCAGUCUGACCCUGAAGGAUACCUCCACAUCCCCCACCCCACCACAGACGAUACAGGCAUUUACAUCUGCACCGCCACCAGCUCUGUGGGCUAUGCCAGUCGAGAAAUCAAGCUCAGUGUUAACUCCUUACCCAAGAUAAUGGGAGUGAGUGGUCAUGACAACACAGUGAAAAUGGCUGCAGAGGUGGGUACAGAGGUUGUUCUACCUUGUGAGGCCCAGGGGAGUCCCUCUCCACUCAUCACAUGGAGCAGAAAUGGGUAUCCCAUCCCCCCCGUCACAGCUGGGUUCACUGUUUUGCCUUCAGGCUCUCUGAAGAUCACUGAUGUGCGCCUGAUUGAUAGUAAACUGUACACCUGUACUGCAGAAAACCCAGCAGGCAACGUGUCCCUAAGCUACAAUUUACACAUUCAAGCUAAACCCAGAAUUCAGCCAGCACCUUCCCUCCUGAAAGCCCUGAUAGGCCAAACAGUGACUCUGCCAUGUGUGGUCCAGGGAGAGCCAAGCCCUGAGGUCAGCUGGUUUCACAAUGGACUUCCUGUUGGGGUCAAGAACACUGUGCCCUUCAGGAUCCAGCAGGUCAGUCUCGCUGACCAGGGUACCUACCGCUGUGUGGCCAGGAACAGCGCAGGACAGGAGACCUUGGAGAUCAAGCUGGAAGUUCUCGAGGCCCCAUCCUUUGCAGAACCUGGAGAUGCCAUCAUGGAGAAAGUAGCGAACAGCAAGGUCAUCAUCCCUUGUCCAGCUGAAGGUUCACCUCGUCCCAAGGUACGCUGGUUCAAAAAUGGCCUGGAGAUACACCCUGAACAAUCAGAGUUUUCUGUGGCGAGGGAUGGCGCUCUUUUAAUUAGCAAAGCGUCUGCCAGUCACAGCGGGGACUUCAAGUGUGUGGCGACCAAUGAGGCGGGCUCUGUGGAGAGAAAGACCAGGCUAAAAGUCAAUGUUCCCCCAGAGAUCCAAGAUGAUGGCAAGUCACUGAACCUCACUGUCACCUUGAAGCAACCUCUCACUCUGGGCUGUGAUGCCUUUGGGAUCCCCUCCCCAAUAAUCACCUGGAGUAAAGAUGGUCAUCCUGUGGACAGCCCUGGGGUGUAUCUGCAGAAUGGAAAUAGGCUGCUCAGAAUCUACAGAGUCCAGCAAGAACAUGCAGGGAUGUUUGCCUGCACAGCUCAAAACUCAGCUGGAGAAGCACGAAGAGAAUAUAACAUAGUGGUGCAAGCCCCGCCAGUGAUCUCAGGAACAUCCCGGAUGCAGGAGUUAACCGUAGUGCUGGGCCAGGAGGUGGAGUUUCAGUGCAGAGUAAGCGGGCGACCAGCACCCAGAGUGGAAUGGAGCCGCGAUGGAGAGGUUCUGUCACGUGAUGGAGACCCACAUGUGGAGUUUCUGGAAGAUGGCCAGGUGUUAAAAGUGAAGUCGGUACGGCUGAGGGACCAGGGACUGUACCAGUGUCUGGCCAGUAACAAUGCAGGAACUCAGAUGCGGCAGUUCAGACUUACAGUGCAAGCUCCCCCCACCAUCAAGGGCCCCAGUGAGACCUCAGAGGUGUCAGUGGUGCUGGGCUUCCCCACAGUCCUGCCCUGUGAUGUUGAAGGCUCUCCCACACCCAGCAUCACCUGGUUGAAGGACAACCAGCCCAUCGUGUCCAGCCCCCAGCUGACAUACACCCGUGGUGGGCAGGCUCUGCGACUGGGCUCAGCACAGGGAGACAGCACUGGUCUCUACACCUGUCGGGCCACUAAUCCAGCAGGCACAGCUGUAAAGCAAUAUUCUCUCAGUGUUCUGGUCCCACCGCAGAUAGAAGGUGACUCUACAUCCUUGACGUUCGGUGGUCAGGAAAAGAAAGUACGGAUCAAUGGCAGUUUAACUCUCUCCUGCCUUGCUAAAGGUUUCCCUGAGCCUAAGGUUGAAUGGUUCAAAGAUGGACAGGUUCUGACUGGAAACUUCCAUGCCGGCAUUCAGGAAAGUGGCUACUUCCUCCACAUAGAGAACGCUAUGCUGUCCCAUGAAGGGCAGUACACCUGUGUGGUCACCAACUCUGCAGGAGAAGACAAGAGAGACUUUCAUGUCUCUAUUCACGUUCCUCCAAUCUUCCACCGCGUGACUAACAGGGAAGCAGCCUGGGGUCUGGGACAUGAGGAUGAGGAUAACAACGAGGACAUGGUUGAGAAGCGGGAGGUGGUUUUGGGUCAUCCCAUUAGCCUGUCCUGUGAGAGUAAUGCCAUACCCCCACCCAAACUCAGCUGGUAUAAGGAUGGAAGAAAGCUCACCGCAGCUGAUGGAGUGACACUACUUCCAGGUGGACAGGUGCUGCAAAUCGCUCGAGUGCAGAAAGAAGAUGCUGGAAAGUACACGUGUCAAGCUGUGAAUGAGGCAGGAGAGGACCGCAUGCACUUUGGACUGGAGGUCCUGGUGCCUCCUGUGAUCAUGGGGGCAUCAGAGGAGUUUAUGGAGGAAAUAGGAGCAGUGGUCAACAACACUGUGGUCCUCCACUGUGAUGUGACUGGACACCCAGCUCCACUCAUAUCCUGGCUGAAAGACGGGCAGCCAGUGCACACAGAUAAGGAGCACUUCAUUAGUGAGGAUGGGACACAACUCCAGCUCCUCAGUGUCCAGGUUUCAGACAUGGCGGGGUACCUGUGCGUAGCUGAAAACAAGGUUGGGACAGUUGAGAAGCUAUUCAGUCUGACAGUGCAAGUGCCUCCAAAGAUAAUAGGCCAGAAGGACGAGGGGGUUAGUGUGAUUGAGGGCCACAUGGUUUCAUUGCUGUGUGAUGUCCAAGCAUACCCCCCUCCAGAGAUCACCUGGACCAAAGACGGACAGGUCCUUCAGUUCAGCACUGGCAUUCACAUUUUGCCAGGUGGCCAGAUGCUGCAAUUGCCCCGGGCGAGGUUGGAGGAUGCAGGACAAUACGUAUGCACAGCCACCAACUCAGCUGGCCAGGACCAGAAGAGUAUUCUCCUCGGUGUUUAUGUGCUGCCCACCCUCAAGCCCCGUCUCGCUGCAGAGUCAGACCUGCUGACCCCGCUGGUUGGCUCCUCUGUCACCCUGCGAUGCGACGCCCACGGUAUCCCUCAGCCUGAGGUCACAUGGUAUAAAAACGGGCUGCAACUGGCUGAAGGGAACGGACUGAAGAUGGCUGGUCACCAGCUGGAGAUCACAGGAUUGCAGAUGGCGGAUGGUGGUACUUACACCUGCAAAGUAUCCAAUGUGGCAGGCCAGACAGACAGGACAUUCAGGCUAACAGUUUAUGUUCCACCUGUCUUGGAUGGGCCUCUCCAGGAGUCUCUAAACUACACCCUGGGCUCCCAUGUGGCCCUGCUUUGUGAGGCCUCUGGGGUCCCUGUGCCCAGCAUCACCUGGCUCAAAGAUGGAACUCCUAUCGAGAGCAGUCUGCAGUGGCAGUGGUCCAUUCGAGGGAACCGGCUUGAGCUGGGGCCUCUCACUCUGUCUCAUGCUGGGACGUACACCUGUGUGGCCAAGAAUGGCGAGGGGCAAACACAGAAAGACUACACACUCACAGUGCAGGUAUCGCCUACCAUCUUGGACUCUGACCAAUCAUCUGAUGUGAGUGCACCCAUGGGAGAGGAGCUGACCUUGGAGUGCAGAGCAACUGGAACCCCCACACCCCACCUGAGCUGGCUGAAAGAUGGAGUGACUUUAGAGGGAUCAGAGGCUCGUCAUAUAGCUGUGACCCCUGAUGGCAGCACGCUAACCUUACUGAGGCUAAGUCCUGAGGAUUCUGGGACAUACACGUGUUUGGCUGUCAGCCCUGCUGGUCAGGAGAGCAAGAUCUACACACUCUUUGUACUGGUCCCACCAUCUAUUUCUGGUGAGACCACUGUCCCCAGGGAGGUCCAGGUCACGCAGGACAGUGCUGUCACUCUGGAGUGUCACGCGGCAGGAAACCCUCCGCCUCAGAUUAGCUGGCUAAAGAAUGGUCAAGCCCUUCUUCUCUCUCCACGUACACGCCUCCUGUCUGGCAACUCUGUGCUGAGGAUUUCUCCUGUGCAGCUGUCUGAUUCUGGAGUGUACACAUGUGUGGCUCGCAGUCGAGCUGGUCUUGCUGAGCUCAACUAUGAUGUCCAGGUCCAAGUGCCCCCAGGUGUGGAUCAUGUUGAACCAGUGGAGCCGGUUACAGUGGUCCAGGGGUCCUUGGUGACGUUAACCUGUGAGGCUCGUGGUGUGCCUCCUCCGACAUUGACUUGGAUGAAGGAUAAUCAGCCGCUGUCACUUCACCGCAACCUGCUGCUGGAUGGACAGGAGACGCGGCUGCAGCUGCCUGACGUAACGCCUUCAGAUGCUGGCCUCUACAGCUGUGUGGCGAGUAACCAGGCUGGAAGCAGCACAAAAAGUUUUAAUCUCACCAUUCUCGAGCCUCCAAAGAUAUCCAGCUCCAGCUCGCCAGAAGAGCAGACCAUAGCAGUAAACAGCGCUCUGGAGCUGGAGUGUUCGGCUGUAGGAGUCCCACCUCCCACUCUCAGCUGGCUUAAGGAUGGUCGCCCCUUGGAACGAACCGAUAUUGUUCAGGAGGAUGGACACUUUGUCAGGAUUAGCAAAAUUCAGGUUGAGGAUGCAGGUCUGUACACCUGCUUGGCCAGCAGCCUAGCAGGAGAGGAUGGAAAAAACCACUGGGUCCGAGUCCAAGUCCCUCCAACCCUCCUUGGCUCUGGUAAUGUGAGGACACUGACAGUGCCGGUUAAUGGACACCUGACCCUGGAGUGCCUGGCUGAUAGUGACCCCCCUCCUGAUAUAGAGUGGUACAAGGAUGAGGUCAAAAUGCAGCUGGGUGGUCGUAUUCAGCGACUGGCGGGGGGACAGUACCUGGAGAUCCAAGAAGUCAGGCCUGAGGACAGCGGCCAGUACAGCUGUGUGGUCACCAACAUGGCUGGAAGCAACAGUCUCUUUUUCACAGUGGAGAUUCUCUUACCACCAGUAAUAAAGGAGAGCAGCUCAGUGGUGACAGCAAACAUCGGCCAGGAUGCAGUUUUACCCUGUGAAGUUGAGGGUGACGUGUCUCCUACGAUCAUGUGGAGAAAAGACGGCUUCCCCAUAAAUCAAGAUAACAAGAAGUAUACCAUGUUAGCAGAGGGAUCCUUGCGUAUACAUGAAGUUCAGCUGAGCGAUGCUGGCCGCUACUACUGCACUGUGUCAAACCAGGCUGGCUCAGAUCACAGGGGAAUGGAUCUUCGGGUGUUUGUGGGUCCUUCAAUCGGUCCAGGUUCAUUCAAUGUGACAGUGACCACAGGGAUCAGAGCCGUGCUCAGUUGUGAGACUGCAGGUAUACCUCCACCUAAAGUAUCCUGGAAAAGAAAUGGGACUCCAUUAGAUAUCAGCCAUCAGCCUGCUGCAUACAGGUUAUUGUCCUCUGGGUCCCUGGUUCUUUUGUCCCCAUCCAAUGAGGAUGAAGGUUACUUUGAGUGUACUGCCGCUAAUGAAGUUGGAGAGGAGCGCAGGGUCAUUGAGGUCAACCUGCGAGUCCCGCCAUCUAUUGAAGAUGAUGUCACGACAAUCACAGCUGUGAAAAUGUCUCCGGUGGUGUUGCCUUGUCACGUACAAGGACGCCCUCAGCCAACUGUCACCUGGACGAAAGGCGGGGCCAAACUGGGCCCCAGAGGAGGAAGUUAUCGUGUCCUUCCUACUGGAGUGUUGGAGAUAACUGCUGCUGUGCCAAGUCAUGCUGGCAGGUAUACUUGCUCAGCCCGAAACCCAGCUGGAGUGGCUCACAAACACAUCUCUCUCACUGUGCAAGAGCCCCCAGAGAUCAGGCCAAUGGCUGAGGAAGUACAAGUGGUGUUGCAUCAUGGUACCGUUCUGUCCUGUGAGGUUCAAGGAUUCCCAAGACCGUCCAUCACAUGGCAAAGAGAGGGAGUUCCCAUAGCAGCAGGUCACAGGCUGGCUGUGCUCUCAAAUGGAGCCCUGAAGUUUUCUCGUGUUACACUGGGUGAUGCCGGAACCUAUCAGUGCCUGGCAAAAAAUGAAGCUGGAGUGGCUGUGGGCAGAACCAAACUAGUCCUUCAAGUUCCCCCAGUGCUGAGUGUGCCUCGUGUGGAGUACACUGCUGUGCUGGGCCAGCCGGUCAGCCUGGAGUGUGUAGCUGAUGGGCAGCCCCAACCUGAAGUUAACUGGCAAAAAGAGAGGAGGCCUCUCGUUGACGGUGCUCAUACACAUGUCUUUGCCAAUGGAACUUUGGCAAUUGCAUCUACCCAGCGCAGUGACGCAGGCCUGUACACUUGUACUGCCAAAAAUCUUGCCGGCAGAGCCAGCCACGACAUAAGACUGCUUAUUCAAGUCCCACCCAUGAUUCCUCCUGCGCAGACAGAAUUAUCAGUCAUUCAAGGAUUUCAGGCGUUGCUGCCCUGUGCUGCUCAGGGUUCACCAGAACCCAGAGUAUCAUGGGAGAAGGAUGGUGCCAUCGUGCCCAAUCGUCCAGGCAAAUUUACUGUCCUGCGAUCAGGAGAGCUAAUUAUCGAGAGGGCUGAGCUGGGAGAUGCCGGUGUGUUCACAUGUGUGGCCACCAAUGCGGCAGGCUCUGUGAGACAAGACAUCAACCUGUCCAUCAACAUGAGGCCUGUCUUCAAGGAGUUGCCAGGUGAUGUCACUCUGAACAAAGGACAGAGCCUGGCCUUGUCCUGCCACGCUCAGGGAACACCUUCUCCUGUCAUUUCCUGGACUGUCAACAACACUCCUUUCACAGGUGCCACGGUAGAUGAUGCCGGCAGGAGCUCUGUCAUCAUUGAGAACAUUACUAUGACUGAUGCCGGGACAUACGUGUGUAUAGCAGGAAACAGUGUUGGCUCCAUCCGAGCGCUCUCAUUUGUCCGCAUCAGAGAGCCUCCAGUGUUGAAAGGUGAAGCCCAUAUGUCUCAGACAGUCAUCCAGGGUGGCUCUGCUGUGCUCGACUGUCCAAUCCACGGAGACCCCAGCCCAGUCCUCCGCUGGCUCCGAAAUGGGAAACCACUUCUCCGCUCCCUCCGGAUGCAAACACUUCACAACGGAUCCUUGGUCAUUUACAGCAUCACAGCUGCAGAUGAAGGGCAGUAUCAGUGUGUGGCUGAAAGUGAGGCUGGAACAGCUGAGAGGACCAUUACUCUCAAGGUUCAGAUCAAUGGCGGCUACUCUAACUGGGAGGAGUGGGGCCCCUGUAGCAGCACCUGCGGACAAGGCUUCCAAGAACGGAUCAGACUUUGCAACAACCCGGAACCCCUCAAUGGUGGCCGAUCAUGCAGCGGCCCCAGUAUCGAUUCCAGGAAAUGUCAAGCCGGUCUCUGUCCAGGUGAAACCCCUCGCAAGACUAGAGGCAGCCUGAUAGGAAUGGUGAAUGAGAGGGAGUUUGGAGUGUCCUUCCUUGAGGCCAACAUUACAGAUAAUAUGGAGGAGGGCAGCAGCACUAUGCAGGCCCGCUUGGACAACAUCCCUCCCAGUGUGGGUCCCCUGCUCCGGGUGCUGGUGUCUGUGUUUGCUCCCAUCUACUGGACCACUGUGCUGCAGAGCGGAGCAACCAAGAAUGGCUACUCCUUAACUCAGGGCCAGUUCAGACAAGAGUCUCAGCUGGAGUUUGAGACUGGGGAGAUUCUUCGUUUGACCCACGUCGCCAGAGGUGUGGAUUCUGAGGGAGUUUUACUAAUUGACAUCGUAAUUAACGGAUUUGUUCCUCCUUCAUUAUCAACUUCUCAUCUGAGCCUCCAGGAGUUUGACGAGUCAUAUGUGCAGACGGGCCAAGGGCAGCUGUACUCGUGGUCAUCGCAGACCCACCAGAGAGGAGGAAACCCCAUGGUGCUGCGUUGUAACCACACCGUUAUUUAUGAGGGCCAGGAGGAGCGCCAGGGCCCUCUGCUCCAGCUGCUGAAGGUCUCCGGGAUGAACAGCGUCUACAACAUGUUUACUCUCACUUUGGAUUUCCAUAUCACUGCCAGCCUUCUUAUUCCAGAUGGUAACGGAGAGACAUGCCCUAAAGGUUUCAUUCUUGACACGGCCUCCUACUGUGCUGAUGAGGACGAGUGCGCACUGCAGUCUCCCUGCUCUCACUCGUGUAACAACAUCAUGGGAGGAUUUUCCUGUACCUGUCCCUCUGGCUUCACCAUCUCUUCAGAGACCAACACAUGCCAAGAUAUUGAUGAGUGUGCCCAGGGCUCCCACAUGUGUCACUACAACCAGCAGUGUGUCAACACAGUGGGCACAUAUCGCUGCCAGGCCAAGUGUGGACCAGGAUUUAAGCCCAGCAUCACAGGAACCAGCUGUGAAGAUGUGGAUGAGUGCCAAGAGUCUGCUCUCUCCCCAUGUCAGCAUCAGUGUCUCAAUACUCUGGGCUCGUUCCGCUGUAUCUGUCACCCUGGAUACCAGCUGUCAGGACACCGCUGCAUCGACAUCAACGAGUGCAUGAGAAAUGUGUGCCCAGCUCAUCAGCAGUGCCGUAACACAGACGGAGGAUACCAGUGUUUCGACAGCUGUCCAGCUGGCAUGACCAAAUCAGAGAAUGGAGCCUGCGUGGAUAUUGAUGAGUGUCAGGAUGGAAGUCACAUGUGUCGCUACACUCAGAUCUGUCAGAAUACAAUCGGAGGUUAUGGUUGUGUGUGUCCCAGAGGUUACAGAUCCCAGGGAGUGGGCCUCCCAUGUCUGGACAUUGAUGAAUGCCUGCAGUUGCCAAACCCUUGUGCCUUCCAAUGCCGUAAUGUGCCUGGCAGCUUCAGGUGCCUUUGUCCCCCUGGUACUGUGCUGCUUGCAGAUGGGCGCUCUUGUGCAGGGUUGGAGAGAGGGCAGACCUUCACCAACGGGACCAGAGUGAGGGCAAGACUUCGCCCACAACUAGUGUCAUCUCUAGGUAGACCAAUCCUGUCCCGUUCUCAUGGAGUAUCCCGCAUUACCAGACAGAGCUGCCCUGUAGGGUACACCAACAGAGACGGCACAUGUGUUGAUGUGGAUGAGUGUCUGCUCAGGAAGCCAUGCCAACAUGAGUGUCGCAACACAAUUGGCAGUUUCCAGUGCUCAUGUCCCCCAGGUUACAAGCUGUUACCCAAUGGCAGGAGCUGUAAAGACAUCGAUGAAUGUGUAGAACAAGGCAUUCAGUGUGGACAGAGUCAGAUGUGUUUUAACACCAGAGGAGGAUACCAGUGUCUGGACACACCCUGUCCUGCAUCCUACCAGAGUGGAAGAAGUCCGGGGACGUGCUACAGGCCUUGUUCUCUGGACUGUGCCACAGGAGGCUCUCCUCUGAUCCUGCAGUACAAGCUGCUCACGCUUCCCUCAGGCAUACCAGCCAAUCACAACGUGGUACGACUGUCAGCUUUCUCAGAGUCGGGUGUCCUGCAAGAUCGUACGUCCUUUACCAUACUGGAGCAAGAAUCAGAGGCAGGUAUGGUGGGCCGUGUAUUUGGCAUCAGAGACGAGGCAGGCAGGGGGAUCAUCUUCACGCUGAGGGUUCUGGACAGACCAGGACUAGUGCGACUCAAGGUGCAGGCCACCACCAUCUCACUGCAGGGCCGUAUUACCUACCAGAGCAUCUUCAUCAUCUACAUCUCUAUCUCAUCGUACCCCUACUGAGCCGCUGUGCUGCUUUAUAGAUGGGUGCCUCUUCACUACAAGGCAGUUCACCCAAAACCCAUGCCUUGGACACAUUAGACCCUGCAAAGAAGCUCUAACAUACAAGAUAAAGAGGACAUGGUCAAUCAAUGGAUUUCAUGAAGAUGUGUACCCUAAUCUGUGACUGAAAAAAUCCAGAAUGAGAAAAGACCUUAUUUUUACCUUCAGUAGGUUCCUAACUUCUUUUGAAGAAGUGACUGAUAUAUCCUGGAUGAACUAAUUAUUUUGUUCAUCUAUCUGGGGAAAUGUCUAGAGUGCCUCUUUCUAUUCAAUAUGUCAUAUACAGAAAAUGCAGUCUGG
This is a messenger RNA of Scomber scombrus (Atlantic mackerel), 12945 nucleotides long. It is a transcript of the gene hmcn2, whose product is annotated as hemicentin 2. NCBI's taxonomy places the organism in Eukaryota, Metazoa, Chordata, Actinopteri, Scombriformes, Scombridae. Gene Ontology annotation, molecular function: cell-cell adhesion mediator activity; calcium ion binding. The record is from RefSeq and is a predicted model, not a curated record. Gene Ontology annotation, cellular component: plasma membrane; axon. The transcript has 81 exons. Gene Ontology annotation, biological process: axon guidance; dendrite self-avoidance; homophilic cell-cell adhesion. The coding region runs from base 1 to 12606 and encodes 4201 amino acids.